AACACGAUCAAGAUGAGUUGCAAUGGUGCAUUUUCAUACAAGUCUGGCUCUGUUUACAAUGAACUGCGUCUGACAAGAGAACUCAGUGAUGCAGUCAUCAUAGUUGAUAAAGUUGAGUUUCACAUCCACAAGAUAAUCCUUUGCAACAUCAGCCUGUACUUUGUAGAACUUUUCCAGCAUGGGUCAACCCCAGACCAGACGAUCUAUGUCAUACAGGGUCUGACACCACCCUUAAUGCAGCUUCUCAUUGACUAUGCAUACACUGGCUCUGUGUCUGUGUCAGAGGAUAACGUAAAGGACUUGUUGAUAGCAGCAGAUAAGUUCAACAUAACAGGCAUCAUUCAUACCUGCUGUGCAUUUCUAACUGAGCAGCUCUGCCCAGAGAACUGCAUCAGCAUCUGGCAGUUCUCUAAGAAUUGCCAUGCCCCAGAGCUGCAGCUAAAUGCCUACCAGUACAUCUUAUACCACUUUGAGGCUGUCACGAGCUCAUUUGAGUUACAACAACUCUCCUUGCAGGACUUCUGCAAGAUCUUGGACAGAGAUGACCUGAUUGUGAAGGAGAACACCGUUUACGAGGCCAUCCUCCAAUGGAUCGCACAUGCUCCUGGGGAGCGAGGUAAAAACAUGCCGGUGCUCCUGGCCAAAGUCCGUCUAGCUCUGACCAGUCAGGAGUUCAUCACCAUCAGUGUGCUGACUAAUGACCUUGUGCAGAACAGCAGAAAAUGCCUGGAGAUGGUCGCCUUUGCUGCCCGAGUUAUGCGACAAAUGAAAGCCUACUCUGUGUCUGGGUACUGCAAUCUGGUGGCCCGCCCACGACUGCCUUCUGGCAUCCUGCUGGCGAUUGGCGGCUGGAGUGACGACAAUCCUACGCACCUCAUUGAGGCGUAUGACGUGCAAUCUGACUGUUGGGACUACCUGGUGGACCACAUGCAGCACCCCCGAGCGUACUGCGGUGCUGUCUUUCUCAACAACUCCAUCUACUGUGUCGGAGGAUUUGAUGGGGCCGAACACUACAACACCGUCAGCUGUUUUGACUUGAACGCACGCACUUGGCAGGAAGUGGCCCCCAUGCACUCCCGUCGAUGCUACGUGAGUGUGGCGGUGCUAAAGGGCUGCAUCUACGCAAUAGGAGGCUACGACGGGCGUGUGCGACUUAAGACGGCGGAGUGCUACACGCCCGAGACCAACCAGUGGACCCUUAUCGCCAGCAUGCAGGAACACAGGAGCAACGCCAGUUGCACAGUCCUCAAUGACAAGGUGUACAUUUGCGGAGGUUUUAAUGGAAAUGAGUUCCUGCAAACAGCAGAGUAUUACAGCCCAGAGACCAAUGAAUGGACAGUGAUCGCCCCCAUGAACAGCCGUCGCAGUGGCAUUGGCGUCAUUGGCUGUGCUGACUACGUUUACGCAGUCGGCGGAUAUGACGGUGAUGACCGCCUGGCUAGCGCCGAAGCUUACAACCCACAAACCAACAACUGGAUCUUGUUGCCCUCCAUGCAGUGCCCCCGAAGCAACUUUGGCAUUGAAGUGGUAGAGGAUCGCCUCUUUGUUGCCGGUGGUUACAGCGGCGUCUCAACCACCAACCACGUGGAGUACUACGACCUCACCACUGGUCUGUGGUCUCCGGCCAGCGCCAUGAGGAUUUCCCGAAAUGCCUUGACUUGCUGCGUGAUAUCCGGAUUUCGCAACGUGACCCAAUAUGCAAUGCUGCGGAAAAAUUUACCCGAGCUCCUCUUGGAGGAUGGUUUGGAAAGGGAGGAUGACUUCUAG
Molecule: messenger RNA, 1767 nt
Organism: Phycodurus eques (leafy seadragon)
Lineage: Eukaryota; Metazoa; Chordata; Actinopteri; Syngnathiformes; Syngnathidae
Product: kelch-like protein 10
Exons: 5
Coding region: 13-1767 (584 amino acids)
Molecular function (GO): protein binding
Source: RefSeq, a predicted model, not a curated record